AUGCCACGAACCGUCCUCAUCACUGGCUGCUCUGACGGGGGCCUGGGAGCGUAUCUGGCAGUGGCCUUCCAUAACCAUGGCGACCGCGUGUUCGCUACUGCUAGGAAUCCCUCCAAGACCGCCUCUCUCAGACCGCUCGGAAUCAAGAUACUCUCCCUCGACGUCCUUUCCGAUGAAUCUAUCAAGGCCUGUGUACAAGAAGUAUCCGUCUUAACUGGUGGCUCGCUCGACGUCCUGGUCAAUAACGCCGGUGGUGGUUAUAAUGCUCCUGUCGUGGAGGCCUCGAUUCCCCAAAUCCAGGAUCUCUUCGACCUCAACGUGUGCUCGAUAAUCCGGACCACGCAGCAUUUUCUCCCUCUCCUUCGCAACGCCAAAGACGGCGCCCUCAUAGCCAAUAAUACCUCGGUGAGCAGCGUUUUCUACCUCCCCUGGCAGGCGCCAUAUAACGCCUCGAAGGCCGCAGCGGCCGCAAUCACGGAGAAUAUGCGGCUGGAACUUCAGCCGUUUGGGAUUAAGGUUGUCGAACUCAAGACCGGAGGUGUCAAGUCGCGCUUCUUCGAAAACUCGGCCUCGCGCAUCCAGCCAGUGCUGUCAGAGUCCUCUAUUUACGCCCCGGCCCGAGAGAAGAUUGAGUCCGUUCUUGGUGGUGACCUCGGCGUCACUCAAAUGUCUACAGACCAAUGGGCUCGUCGCGUCGUUAAAGACCUAUCUAAGCGUAGUCUGCCCGUGCAGGUAUGGCGGGGCGACAGUGCUACUAAGGCCUGGCUCAUUCUCACGUUCCUUCCCGUUGGCUUCCUGGAUUUUGUGGUGAAAAAGAUGUCAGGCUUGGAUAUGUUGGAGAAGAAACUGAAAGAGGAGGCGAAGACAAAAUAG
This is a messenger RNA of Rhinocladiella mackenziei CBS 650.93, 873 nucleotides long. RefSeq lists its product as uncharacterized. Gene Ontology annotation, cellular component: endoplasmic reticulum; lipid droplet. The record is from RefSeq and is a predicted model, not a curated record. Gene Ontology annotation, biological process: phosphatidic acid biosynthetic process; triglyceride catabolic process. Bases 1 to 873 code for a protein of 290 amino acids. The transcript has a single exon. NCBI's taxonomy places the organism in Eukaryota, Fungi, Ascomycota, Eurotiomycetes, Chaetothyriales, Herpotrichiellaceae. Gene Ontology annotation, molecular function: acylglycerone-phosphate reductase (NADP+) activity; triacylglycerol lipase activity.